AUGCCGAUCAAGCUUCUCCAGCACAAGUCAUGGCACGUCUACAGUGCCGAAAACAUCGCUCGCGUUAAGCGGGACGAGGCGCGAGCGGCGGCGCAAGAGGAGGAGGAUGAGCAGCGGACGAUGCUGGCCGACUCGGAGGCGCGGCUCGACAGGCUGCGGAAGAAGGCGGAGUCAGCGAGCGGGAAGAAGCGGAAGCGGGACAGGGAUGAUGAGGGCGAGAAGGAACUUGAGCGCCAAUUGAAGGGGAAACAUCGGGCGGACGAGGAGGAAGAGCAGGUCAGGGCGACGAUAGUGCGACCAGAAGGCGGCAAGGGCGAUAAGAAGGAGGUGCCGAUGACGACGAACGGGCACCUCAAUUUCUGGGCAGACCUUGAAGCGGGGGGACAACCAGGUUCUGCGAAGCUCGAGUCACGGCUGAAGAAGGUGCUGGAAGCGGAACCGGACGACUCGCUCACCAAGGUCUUCCUGGCGAAAAAGGGAGAGGGCGAGCCGAAGGGCUGGUACGCAGCUGAGGACGGCAAGACGGAGAAGGAGCGGAAGCAAGGGGUUGAGGAGACUCUCGAGCGGACGUACCGCGACAACGAAUCGAAGCGAAUGUCUGACCCUCUCGCCCUCAUGAACACCUACCUUAAACGACGGGAAGACGUUCUCUCCGGCAAGCCUGCACCGACACCUCGACAGCCCUCGACGCGAGACCGCUACAUCGAGCCGACAGCAAGAACGGGCUCGAACCGUUCGUGGGACGACACGCCUCGGUCGAGCGUCUCAUCAUCCACGCACCGAAGCUCUCGCGGCGAGAAGAACGCCUUUGAGCCCGAGAUGCCGUCCCUCCUUCUGCCGAAACAUCGUCGACCGCCUCUGUCGGCAGGCACGCGUGCCGAGCGAUCAGAACCUGGACGAGACGAGCCUAACAUCGUUGGACACCGUAGCGCCCCGACCCGCGACCCGCAGCGGGAGGCGACCGAUCGUGUCUCGUCGGAGCGCGCACGAGCGGUCGCCCUCCUCGCAUCGCGUCGCAAGGCUGCGCUCUCGUCUUCGCUCUCGAGUGCUUCGACAACACCAGCUCGAAGCGAAGCGGGCGGAUUUGGCAUGUACAAUCGGGAGGAGACGAAAAAAGCAAAGGAGCGGCGGAGAGGCGGGUGGGGCGAACGGAAGGACCGGCGAGACGAGCGAGAAAAGGAUGGAUGGCGGCGCUGGGAGAAGCGGUGA
Rhodotorula toruloides NP11 is the source of this 1209-nucleotide messenger RNA. RefSeq lists its product as uncharacterized. Lineage: Eukaryota; Fungi; Basidiomycota; Microbotryomycetes; Sporidiobolales; Sporidiobolaceae. The record is from RefSeq and is a predicted model, not a curated record. The transcript is spliced from 3 exons. The coding region runs from base 1 to 1209 and encodes 402 amino acids.